Molecule: messenger RNA, 2138 nt
Organism: Hypoxylon fragiforme
Lineage: Eukaryota; Fungi; Ascomycota; Sordariomycetes; Xylariales; Hypoxylaceae
Exons: 1
Coding region: 374-1735 (453 amino acids)
Source: RefSeq, a predicted model, not a curated record
ACAUCAACUUCCUCUAUAUAAAUAUGCCAGGUAGGCAGGUAGAGAAGUAGGUUCAAAGCGAUGAGAAGGCAAGACUCCAAACUCCAAGAGAUACACCUGCCAUCUAGGUAUAUGCACAUGAACCUUUAAGCCAUUAGGUGGCUCCUACUACUACUAGUACCUAGAUAAUAGUAAAUAUCAAAGCCAUCCAACUCGACCACAUACACACCAGACAUGACAACUCCUCAGAUUUAUAACUACAUAAUACAAAUUAUACUACUUCUUCACCGUCGCCGAGAUCAUCCAACUCCCACUAUCGUUAACCCCAAUCCAUCGAUUUUCACUUACUUCCGCAUAUACCUUCCACAUACUCAGAGCCAGAACAUCAUAAAAAAUGUCGCGAAUAUCGCCCAUGCCGCAAGAAGAAGACCUAGCAGCGGAACCAAAGAACGACCUGUGUAACAGGAUCCCCCUGGUAAUCCGAAACGGGACGGCAUGUACCCUGAAUCCUACCCGGCCGCCAUGUCCGGUCCAGGGGGGGCCAGAAGACGAGUGCCCCCUCUGCCUGGGCCCGGUCGCCGACCCCUCCCAGCUCACCACCCUCCCCUGCGACCACGCCUUCCACGACGACUGCAUCCGCACGUGGACGCAGGUCUACGACUGGGAAGACUACGACGUCGACUGCGCGCACUGCCCCGUGUGCUACCUCGACCUGACGUACCGGUGCGGGGACAUGAUAUCCGCGGACCUCCUCCGCCCCGGCGUCAAGAUCCUGCCCCAGGAGCUCGAGCUCACGUGCCCGAGCUACCACGCCCUCGACCGCGACGACGACGACGACGACGACCAGCACUUUCUCAAGUUCUCCGAGCGGCCGUGCUCCCCGCGAAACGUAGCCGACCUAUGGUUCGUGCAGCACGCGCACUACACCGACCAGCUGGACGCCCUGAACCACCGCCAGCGCCACAUCUGCCAGGACUUCUACCCGGACAUCUGGCUGCCACCCCCGCCGCCCCCAACGCGUCCCGCACCACGGCUGCACUACCCAUGCCCCCCGUCCUGGUACACGCAAGCGCCCCCCGCCCAACCACCCUCCAACCAAGCGCCGCUCCUCCCCGCAGUCUGGCGGCCCCUGCGCAUAGACGACCAACCCCCCACGCCCCCCCCCUCCUCCGCGUCCUCCCCCCCCUCCUCCACCUACCCGCACGACACGACCUGCUGCGAAGCCAGCCUCAACCCCGCCGACCACAAGCACCAGCGCAAGCGACGACCCUCCCCCUUCGCCUUCCGCCUCGCGAACGCGUGCCUGCGGCCCCCCGGCGCCGGCUCCCUCUCUCUCCCGGGCGCCGCGCGCAUCGCGCCGCACACGGCCGAGGGGUGGCGGUACAGCGCGGUGCGGCUGGCGCUGGCGCUGGACCGGGGGGACGCGCGCUUCGCGUGGGCCGCGCUCGCCGACCUCGAGGGCAUGGGCUUCCGCUUCCUCGUGUUCUGGCCCGCCGCGCAGCCGAGCCUGGCCCCCCUCGACGCCGCGCGCGCGCGCCUGCGCGGCCUGCUGAGGGAGCUGCUGGCGCGUCUGGGGAGGUAUAGGCGCGAGCACGAGGGGUGGGUUGAGCUGAAUGGGGUGGCGCAGAUGCACUGCGAGGGGGAGAGGGAGGCGCUGGAGAAGGCGUUUGCGGUGUUUUGGAGCUUGUACAGGUGGACGAGGGAGCAGACGGGGUUGUUGUUGAAGGAGUUUACGUACGCGAGGGGGGUGUGGUGAUGUAGGUGUAGGUGUAGGUGUAGGUGUAGGUGUAGGUAUGGGUAUGGGCAAGGGGGUUCGGAGUUGGGGAUGAAUGAGGUUGAUAUAGAUAUAAGAAAACAGAGGAAAGUAGGGUCAUAGAUGUCGUGUCGGAAGCAAGCGAGUCGUAUAUCUUACCUGUUGGGUACAUCCUGUUUCUCGAUGGAGGUCUGUCUGCCUUGGUCAGGUAGGUAGUCAUACUUACAUAGGUAUUCUUCUUACGAUAGACACCGAGCGGAUAUGACUUUUUUUUGGAUUCUUUGUUUGGGUUUAGAUACUUGAUAUGGGUCGAGUUGGUUAGAAGAUAGGCAAAGCGGGAAUGCAGAACUCGACUUUCAAUGCGAGUGGUACUUUCGAACUUCUUGUCCUGGAAAGGAGUCCCCAA